This is a messenger RNA of Mucor mucedo, 2091 nucleotides long. Its product is annotated as Gti1/Pac2 family-domain-containing protein. The transcript has 3 exons. The coding region runs from base 131 to 1843 and encodes 570 amino acids. Lineage: Eukaryota; Fungi; Mucoromycota; Mucoromycetes; Mucorales; Mucoraceae. The record is from RefSeq and is a predicted model, not a curated record. Gene Ontology annotation, molecular function: DNA binding.
CCAACAUGUUAUAAAUUCUUUUUUUUCUUUAUUUUCUUUUUCUUUUUUCUUUUCUCCCCCCUUUUUUUAUUUUUAUUUUCCUCUUUCUAUUUUAUUUAUUUCUUCUCUUUGGAAAAAAAAAAAUAGAAAGAUGGCAGAAACAUUUCAUGGUUAUAUCGAAACGACACAGGAUGUAUUACUUAUUUUUGAAGGAUGCAGAAGAGGGUUAAUUCCUAGAGUAUCUAGAAGACUACAAGAAAAGGAACGACGCAUGAUACGAUCAGGCUCAGUUUUUGUUUUCGAUGAACGAGAGUCAGGUAUCAAACGAUGGACGGAUGGGCUUGUAUGGAGUCCAUCUCGUAUACUUGGUAACUUUUUGAUCUAUCGUGAAUUAGACAAACGAGUGCCUGGUGACAAGAAACUUUCCAUUUCUUCUGCCGGUUCAGCUUCUUCUUCUGGCGUGGAUAACCGACAACGCAGUUACAGUGCGGACCAAAGUGUAUUGACGUGUACCAUGUCGAACGACCGUAACCGUGAGCGUCGAUUGGUGGGUAGCCUAUCGGAUUCGUACCGUUUCCGUAAGGAUGGACUUAUCAAAAAGACCAUGUCUAUUAUUGUUCAUGGCGUGGCUCAACAUUUGAUCUCGUAUUAUCUCCCCAACGAUAUUAUUUCCAGUAAAUUACGCACACCUUCUUCCGUGCCCGAAUUAGCAAGUCUCGAAAUAUCGCCUGAUUUGCUCAUCAAGCAAAACUUUCGGAUUCCUCCCAUGGUUGAACCUCCUCCCUUUGAUCAAAAUGACGCUACUUUGACAGAUAAUCUGUAUUCGGACGAUAGACGCAUUCACCCCUUUCGUAGUAUGUCAUUAGGAUCCAAUAAAUACGCCACUUUGCCUGUCGUCAAUCAAAGUGUGAUGUAUCCAACCUCUUUAGGGCAACGCAUGGAGAUGGACGAUGGUAGUAAAAUGAACAACUAUUAUGGAAACCAUACGACGACAACGACGACCGCUAGUAGCAACAACAGCCAUAUGUAUCAUAGUAACAAUCAAGCGCCACAUCAACAUCCUCAUCAUCAUCAUUUCCCACCUCCGUUACCUUCACCCGCUAGUAUGACUUCAUCCCCCAAUACACCCAUGUUAUCACCUGUACGACAAUCGUUCUCGCAGCCACCUCGACAUUAUAGUAUGUCGUCUAGCUCGUCCGGGUCUAUCCAGAGGUAUAAUGGGGGUCGUAACAGUAGUUUUGAUAUGAUGCCACAAGUGGUUCAUCCACACAUGAUACCCGGGGUGGACGAUACGACUACUGCUAGCAUGAAAAAUGACGAGUCCAGCCAGCAACAACAGCAACAACAACAACAUCAGGCUAGCCCACAUAUAGGCCAAUUAUUAAAUCCAGUCCAUCCUCUUGUGAAAUCCGAAGCGGACACGAAUGUGAAUAAUAAUAAUAAUAAUACACAGCUGUUUAUGGGUAUGUCCAAUUAUCCAGAUUAUCACCAUGACAGUAAAUUACCCUCGAUUCCAAAUAAUAAUAAUGGAUAUCAAUCUUCUCCCAACACAUAUAAUAACUACUAUAUCCAAAGACCUCAACAACAGCAGCAGCAGCAGCAACAACAACAACAACAGCAACAGCAGCAACAUCAUCAACAACAACACCAGCAGCAGCACCAGCAGCAGCACCAACAGCAACAACAGCAGCACCAGCAGCAGCAGCAUCAGCAACAACAAUCAUUGACUAAUACCCACUCUUCUGUAACCAACAAUAUUGUUCCAAUGUUUCGAAACGGAAUGGUUCAACCUCAACCCUCCUCCAUGUACGACGAUGCGCAAAAUGGACCGGAACUCGGAAUGGAACCCCUUAUGUUGAAAUAAAUUAAGGGGUUUUUUUUAGCGGGGACGAAUCGUUUAUUCUAUUUCUCUCUUUUUUAUAUCUUUUGUAUUUUCUGUCUAUUUCUUUUUUUUUGCUAGUUUCCCUUUUUUUUUUUCUUUCUUAUUUAUUUAUAUAUAUACAUAUACACACAACCCAAACAACAACAGCCCUUUUUUUUUUUUUUUGUUAUAAAAAAAUAAAAAAAAAUAACCCAUUCUCCCUCUUUAUAGUGUACUUUUUUUUUUUUUUU